Saprolegnia diclina VS20 is the source of this 918-nucleotide messenger RNA. RefSeq lists its product as hypothetical. Gene Ontology annotation, cellular component: nucleus; cytosol; perinuclear region of cytoplasm. The record is from RefSeq and is a predicted model, not a curated record. The transcript is spliced from 3 exons. Bases 37 to 879 code for a protein of 280 amino acids. Gene Ontology annotation, biological process: nucleocytoplasmic transport; activation of GTPase activity. Lineage: Eukaryota; Oomycota; Saprolegniomycetes; Saprolegniales; Saprolegniaceae. Gene Ontology annotation, molecular function: small GTPase binding; GTPase activator activity.
GGCCGUUUCGCGAUCGUAUCUUUUGGCCGCGAGAUCAUGCCAUCGACCGACGACGCCGAUGAUUCCGACGACGACGCUUUGUGGAAGUUUGCACCGCCGCCAGCGUCCGUGCUCCGUGACGCCUCUACCGCCACGGACGUCGACAUGACGCCGUUCUACGACGUCGACCCGACUUUCGAGCACAAAUUGCGUGCGCUCGGCCCUCGGUCGUACCACGCCGAGAGCCUCCGCGUCGCGUGCCGCGACAACGUGACGUCGCUCGACUGGUCCCAGACGUAUGUGACGCAGAGACACAUGGACGCGCUCUCAGCGUACGUUGCGCUCACGUCGCGCCACCUCGUGUCCCUCACUUUGUCCAAGAAUGCGCUCGGGCCGAGUGGCGCCGAGCUGCUCGGGCUCGCGCUCGUCACCAACAACACGAUCGAGUAUUUGGACGUGAGCGAAACCGAGCUCACGGGAAGUCCGCUCCGCCCGUCCUUUGCCGGCCUCUCCAAGCUCGUCCAAGGCUGGGAGAGCAAACGCUCGGUGUUGCGGCACCUCAACAUUGCUGGCGCGGGGCUCCAGCCCAACGGCGUCCGGCUUGUCUGCUCGGCCCUCGCCUUUCAUCGCACGCUGACGGCGCUCAAUAUAUCGAGCAACAUGGCAGGCAUCUUCAAGGACAAGCAAGGCUAUGUCGCGCUAGCGAGUCUGCUUCGCUUCUCCGGAUCGCUCACGUCGCUCGAUAUGUCCAACAACCCGUUCCAGUCGGCGGCGACGGGUACGCUUGUGGAGGCACUCGAUGGAAACACGGGGCUCACAUCUCUCAACGCCACCGGCUGCAGCGUCGCCGACGCCCUCUACCAGCUGCAUCUACCUGCGCUGUUUGACCUACGACUUUAGUCCUAGCAAGAUAUUGCGGACUAAAAAGUUGACAGUCUU